Pungitius pungitius (ninespine stickleback) is the source of this 4965-nucleotide messenger RNA. Its product is annotated as double-stranded RNA-specific editase 1. The transcript is spliced from 12 exons. Gene Ontology annotation, molecular function: double-stranded RNA adenosine deaminase activity; double-stranded RNA binding; tRNA-specific adenosine deaminase activity. The coding region runs from base 527 to 2743 and encodes 738 amino acids. Gene Ontology annotation, biological process: RNA processing; adenosine to inosine editing. Gene Ontology annotation, cellular component: nucleolus; cytoplasm. The record is from RefSeq and is a predicted model, not a curated record. NCBI's taxonomy places the organism in Eukaryota, Metazoa, Chordata, Actinopteri, Perciformes, Gasterosteidae.
AGCGUGUCCGAUCCGUGCGUCUGCCGCGUAAUGCGCCAUGUGGCCUCGUUCUGUCUGCACCCACCUCUUCCCCGCCGUCCAAUGAGAAGAGGCCCCUUUUGGAGCAGCCAGGAGAGACUGUUGUCCAGUGAUUCCGCGAGAAACGGUUGUUGCUCAGCCCACAGAGCCACGGAGACCGCACGCAGAUCCACGCACAUCACCGCAUACCCCACGCAGAUCCACCGUCGUGUCCUCCGGAGCUCGAACGCUGCAGCAGCAUCACCUGCCCCAGAGAGGCUUCUCGUGCCCCGAGUCUGCACGCCACUUUCACUAGCACCAUCUUGCCGAAGACAUUCCCAGAAGAAGACAUCCACCAGUGUCCUGCAUGUGUGAAGAACAAAGGCCAGCACAUACAACCACGAGGAAUUAACAUUUCCAACCCACCUGGUUUCCUCUCUAUCUAAGAAACACUAUUUGUACCUGGCUAAACCGUGACAAGCUAAACCUCAAGAAAUCACUGAUCGCUUCACAACGAGGGUGACGAUACAUGACACGACACCAACGUUAUGUGAAGAUCCACCUAAUGACCACGGCCUGGUGCCAGGAAGGCCGAGAGGGAGAUCGGCUACUUCAUAACCAACAGAGACUGCUCACCAUAGAAGGGAGCGAAGCAAAAAGCAUGAGUUCAUGCAGCACAGAUGUUAAGGAAAAUCGGAACUUGGACAACCUCUUCUCCAAAGAGGGGGUUGCAGCUGCGACUGCUCAACCCCCCAAUGGGAGUGGUGGGGGUGGGAGGAAGCGUCCUUUAGAGGAGGGCAAUAAUGGGCAUGCGCAUUCCAAGUACAGGCCCAAGAAGCGUAAGAAAGUCCCCGGGCCCAUUCUGCCUAAGAAUGCCCUCAUGCAGCUCAAUGAGAUCAAGCCAGGGCUGCAGUACAAAAUACUCUCUCAGACCGGGCCCGUCCAUGCACCCGUCUUCGUGAUGACUGUGGAGGUCAACGGGCAGCUCUUCGAGGGUUCCGGUCCUACCAAGAAAAAGGCCAAGCUGAAUGCAGCAGAGAAGGCCCUGCGCUCCUUCGUCCAGUUCCCCAAUGCGUCCGAAGCCCACAUGGCCAUGGGCCGGACUCUGUCUGUGCACACGGACUUCACCUCGGACCAGGCUGACUUUCCAGACAUGCUCUUUAAUGCCUUUGAGACAUCCAUUCCUGCCGACGACCCUUUUUACCUUGCAUCCAUCAGUAAUGGUUCCUUCAACUCAUUGGGAAUAGAGUACCCGUUGCUGCCCUCUCCUGUCCCCAACCUCGGGCAGGCCCCGUUACCUCUAGUCCCCCCCCCCUUCAUCUCCCCUACAAGCGGCAAGAAUCCAGUCAUGAUCCUCAAUGAGUUGCGGCCAGGCCUCAAGUAUGACUUUGUGUCCGAGAGCGGGGAGAGCCAUGCCAAGAACUUUGUAAUGUCAGUGUCAGUGGAUGCUCAGAGCUUCCAGGGUUCUGGACGAAACAAGAAGCUGGCCAAGGCCCGCGCUGCCCAGGCUGCUCUGUCUGCUCUGUUUAACAUGCAGCUGGAUCAGGCUCCAUCAAGUCAGCCAAUACCCAGAGAAGGACUGCAGCUUCACCUGCCACAGGUCCUGGCGGACUCUGUCUCUCGCCUGGUCGUCGACAAGUUCAGCGAACUCACGGACAACUUCUCGUCUCCGCACUCGAGACGGAAAGUAUUGGCAGGUGUCGUCAUGACAACAGGUACAGAUGUGAAGGAUGCUGAGGUAAUCUGCGUGUCCACAGGAACAAAGUGCAUCAAUGGUGAAUACAUGAGCGAUAGAGGUUUGGCCCUCAAUGACUGCCAUGCUGAGAUAGUGGCGCGCCGCUCGCUCAUCAGGUACCUAUAUUCCCAGCUGGAGUAUUUCCUCAGUAAUCACGAAGAGGAGCAGCAGACAUCUAUCUUCACCAGGUGUGAAAACAGACAAGGGUUCAGGCUGAAGGAAAAUGUCCAGUUCCACCUCUACAUCAGUACAUCCCCCUGUGGAGACGCCCGCAUAUUUUCUCCCCAUGAGGCUGGAAUGGAGGAUCAGGGGGACAGACACCCGAACAGAAAGGCCCGCGGACAGCUCCGCACUAAAAUAGAGUCCGGUGAAGGAACCAUCCCGGUUCGCUCCACCAACACCAUCCAGACGUGGGAUGGAGUUCUUCAGGGCGAGAGGCUGCUAACCAUGUCCUGCAGUGACAAGAUAGCCAGGUGGAAUGUAGUCGGACUCCAAGGCUCUUUGAUGAGCUACUUCACUGAGGCCAUCUACUUCUCCAGCAUCAUCCUGGGCAGCCUGUACCAUGCUGACCACCUCUCCAGAGCCAUGUACCAGAGGAUUACCGAGAUUGAGGACCUGCCCCAGUCCUUCAGCUUGAAUAGGCCACUGCUCAGUGGAAUAAGCAACUCAGAGGCUCGUCAGCCGGGGAAAGCUCCCAACUUCAGCGUCAACUGGACGGUGGGAGACCAAGGGUUAGAGUUAAUCAACGCCACCACAGGGAAGGAUGACCUGGGUCGACCCUCCAGGCUCUGCAAACACACUCUGUACAGCCGCUGGAUGCGCCUGCACUGCAAGCUAUCCUCCACCCUGCGGAUCAAAACGGUGAGGCCCAGCAGCUACCAUGAUGCCAAGCAGGCAGCGGUGGAGUACCACAGCGCCAAGCACGCGCUCUUUAGAGCCUUCCACAAAGCCGGACUGGGCGCCUGGGUGAAGAAACCGAUUGAGCAGGAUCAAUUUGCCCUGGGCACCUGAGCAGCGAGCGAUGGGAGAACGGGUCUGCUCGCUUUGUUUCCUGGGUCAGUUUCCCUGGUGGAAUAGUUUCCCUCCGGAUUGUCAUGGACUGGCCGGUGUAUUAGUGGGAGGAGAGCGGCAUCGCAUCCAGAUGUCAGAAUCCACGGAUUUAACACUUCACCUUCAUCUGUGUAGCCUCUCGCUACUUCCUCUCAGCCAGCACUGCACAUUCAAGAAGAGAAUUAUCCAGUCAGUUAUGCAACUUUAUACCACGGACAAAUGUAAAAACAGACUUUGAGAGUGGAAACUUUAAUGGCACUUGUUUAUAUAAGAAUAAUGGAUGUUCUCAUUUUGCAUGUGUGUUUAUACAAAUUUCAUAGGAGGUAUCAGUGUUGUAAUGAUUUGAGAAUGUUCUAUCUGCUCAUUUGCAGUUCUUUGAGGUCACAAAUAUAUUUUCUUUGCUAAGGAUAUGCACACUAAAAUGUCUAAAGUGGCAGAAAACUUUAGGGGAUAGUAAACCGUUUUAAUGACAGCUUUACUCUUAAUUACUUACAUUUGUCCAUGGGGCAAUCUACAUGAGUUGAACUCACCGUCCUGUCACGAUAGGUGGGCAAGCAUGGUGGAUUUGACUGUGCUAUUCUUUAAAUGCGUUGGCUCAGAUAUCAUAGUAAAAAAUAUGUACAUCAUAAAUAAAGGGACGUUGUCAGACUCAGCUUUCUCAAGAGAGGUCUGACAUGCUGUGCAGCUAACUAACCAGAAAAUACCAAUUUGAGGAGGAGGAGGCCUGGGGGGCCCUGAUUAGAGGAGAGUGACAACCGCAAUUACUGACUGAUAGGCUGACGCAUCAGUCAAUCAAAGAGAUACAACCAAAAACUUUUCCGUUUUCAUACUGCAUUUGCGGCCCUACUUUUCCCUGAUUACCCAUUUAGCUCAUAACAAGCUUCCUAUGUCGAUACUAAUGAUCAUACUUGAUGUCGCCGUUAAGAUUGUUCAAAGAAUACUUAGCCCCAUGACGAAUAUUUAUUUUCACAUUAAAGGCAAAAAAAGAAGUUUAUUUUUGUAUGAAAAUAUGAAAUAUUGGAGACAAACAUCAACAUACAUGUAUACCAAAUUAAGUGGUCAUUUAAGCUCCCAUCCUUGUUGGAAUAAAGAGUAAUAAAGUGAUUGUUGUUGAUGUCCAAGGCGUUAAGCCAUGACGGUUUGUCAACUUGAUGCUCUUUAAAGAAUUAGUCUCCUCGUACCCUUUAAUCCUGUUGUGGCUCAUUUCCUCUAGUCACUAAGGUUGGCUGAGAACAUUCCUCCUGUUGCACUGGGGUGACAAGUUUAUGCAACCAAUCCAACAAAUUCGUCAGAGUCUGCGAAUGUCUCCCGCAGUGAUCGCCCCUAUGCAGUAACGACAGUGAACCCACACCCUGCUAGUGUUGUUAACACGAAGACCACCAGUAAAAGCUCACCAAAGAUGAUGUCAGCGUUUUUUGUUUUUGUUUUCUGUGUUUUUCUUCCACACAUUCAAAUGUUGUUUUAUAUUAUAUAUUGUAUUCCGACUGUACUACUUGUGAUGAUGUGUAAAGUGAGGUUAUGUGUAGUAGUGUUUUACUCCAAACAAGACCUUUUUCUUUAGCGAAGAAAUAAUUCAUAUUCCAGAUUGUCUGUUGUCUUUCAAAUCAUUUUCAAAUUCUUUAUUUGCUGUAAAAGUACUCGGGAUGUAAACCUCCAGCCUCAAACCCACACAGGGCAUCUUGAACUUAUAUCUGGAUUUUUAGUUGUGUGGAUUUCCUUCCUCUGUAUAUUAUGAAUGUGUAUCCUUCUGCUUCUAUUUACCUUCUGAAAAUGCAUCUUGACUUUGAGCAUGUGCAGACCUGUUCCUGUCUCGGCUUUCCUGGCUCCACAAUCGGGCCCUCAGGGUAUUAGGAGGUGCCGCCAAUUAUGUUUCCACGUUAUAUGCACUUUUUCAAAGGGAAUGGUAUACUUUUUCCACAGACUUUAAGCUAAAGCAAAAGUGAGUGGAUACGUGGUUAAAUAUGGUCCACCGUAUUUUGUUCCUAUUUGUCAAUAUGUUGGUGCUUGUUGAACCUCCACAAUUCUUAUGGGUUCAUGCAUUAUGUUAUUGAUUUCCCGCAUAAAAUAUAGCAAGACUGCGGGGCCUAAUGCAUGAGCUCUAGCUGUAAAGCAUGAAACUAUGAAUAUAAAAUAUGUAGAGUUGAGUCACUGAGCUGAGAUUUAAUAAAGUGCUGUUACAGUCA